This is a messenger RNA of Rhizoctonia solani, 1593 nucleotides long. Its product is annotated as heat shock protein 70 kDa 12A. The coding region runs from base 1 to 1593 and encodes 530 amino acids. The record is from RefSeq and is a predicted model, not a curated record. Lineage: Eukaryota; Fungi; Basidiomycota; Agaricomycetes; Cantharellales; Ceratobasidiaceae. The transcript has 10 exons.
AUGUCUUUUGGCGCUGAAGCUGCACUGCCUGAUACCGAAGACAGGGCUGAGGACGAAGGAUGGAAGCUCGUGCGACAUUUUAAGUUUCAUCUCCAUCCUUCUGAAAUAAGGCGACACCAGAACUUAUCUCUCGAGUCAUUACCUAGUGGACUUUCUCUCAUUCAGAUCUAUACAGAUUAUAUGACUUAUCUUCUCAACCACACCAAAAACUUUUUCUGUGACCACAUCCUAAACGGAACUCGUGUAUGGGAAUUAUAUCACCACGAUAUGACCGUUGUGCUGGCCCAUCCUAACGGAUGGGGUAUAAGGGAGCAAGGCUUCUUACGGCGAGCGGCUACCAAUGCCGGGUUCGUGACGCGGGCUAACGCCCACUCCAAUAUACAGUUUGUGAGCGAGGCUGAAGCAUCGGUUCAUUUUUGCAUGUUCCAUUCGGAUUUGCAUGAGCACAUGAAUAUGGGCGUUUAUUUUGUGGUAUGCGAUGCGGGAGGAUCAACCACGGACACCACAGCCUACUACGUGAAGCAAACAUACCCUACUCUAGAGCUCGAUGAAACAAAAGCAUCUGCCUGUGUUCAGGCGGGUGGUGUCUCGGUGGAUGCUGAAUUUCACCAGUAUUUGUGCUCAAUCCUCGACCAAAUCGACUUAUCUGAAGACCAAAGAAAUGAGUUUAUUCGCAGUGGGUCUCGGGAUUUUGAAGAGAAUGUUAAAAAGGCAUUCGUUGGCACAGGGGAGGAAUUUCGAAUCAAUUUGGGUGGAGGCCGUUCCAUGAAUUACCCGAAUCUACAUAUUAGCCGCGGAAAGCUGGCCCUGACCAAUGGUACUAUUUCGUCAUUCUUCAAUGAAUCAGUGGAAAUAGCCAUUGAAUCUAUUCGGCAACAGAUGGACAAAGGAUGCGAACACGUACUACUCGUAGGAGGAUUUGGAGAAAGUCUAUAUUUGCGCAAGAUGGUUAACUCGCACUUCUCUGGUGCUCGAUGCUCAAUCACCGUCACUAGUGAUCCCAAUGCCAAGGCAGUGGCGGACGGCUCGGUACUGUGGUGCGCUAAGCGGACUGUAGUAUCCCGUGCUACUCGGAUGGCUUACGGGAUCGAGAUCCUUACCGCCUACGAUCGCAAUAAUGUUGAUCACUGUGGCCGGAAAACCAGUAUUCAACUUGAUGGAAUCGAAAAAGUCUCUGGGUUCUGGUCACAGAUAGUCAGCAAGGAUACCGUUAUGGAAGCCAACGAAGCUCUCCGUGGUGAAUAUCAUCGUAGCUACGACAACUCCAAUCCUGCGCUGGGUAAUUUCAGCGUUACACUUUAUGGUUAUAAAGGAGCCGGAAGCAAUACCAAUACCUGGUUGAUGAACAAGAAUGAUUGCCUCGAAAAAGGAUUCGAGGAAGUGUGCCAGAUUCAGGCGGAUCUAAGUGGAAUGCGAAAGGGACUCAAAAAACAAAAAGGCACUAAAGGUAAAUAUUAUCGAUUGGAUUUCAAGGUCGCAAUCCAAUUCGGAGACACCGAGAUGAAGGCAUUCUUAGAGUGGGAGCACGGGGGGAAAACAUUCACAGGCCCGGCUGAGAUCUUACCGAAUGAGUUAUCUGUUACGACAGUCUGA